AAAUUUUCUUCGAGAGUAUACUCUUCACUCAGUCAUCUCUCUCCUUUUCUCUCUCUCUCUCUCUCGUUUUUCUCUCUACUUCAAACUUCAAUCCCUACCAAAUCCAAAAGCAUCCUCCAAUAAUUAAACUAUAACUUAACAAAAGCUAAAGCAAAAACCUAAAAUCAUCUCCACUCACAUAAAUACACAACCGCACUAACCUUUCAUCCAUUCUUUCACUCACCUGAUCAUCAUCAACAUCAACAACAAAUCACAAAUUUAUCCAUCGUUGCAUUCUGUUAAUCAGUUGCAACCGUCAUGGAUGAAAUGUACGGCUUCCAUUCCACAUCCACUCACACGAUUCCACCUGAAAACAACCUGAUCUCACCGGAUAAUUUCAUCGUUCACUCAACCGUCGAUCACUACUUGCCGUUUUGCUUAUCGGACGAUUUGUUAUCCGUUGCUGCUUCGGUUGUAACCGAUACGGUUUCGGUUGAAACUGCUCCUAAACAGAUUAUUCUUCAGAGAAGACGAAUCAACCGCAAUGGCGUCGAUGUUGGUGACGGUGAUGAUGAUGAUGAUUCUGGCGAUACGAUCAAGGAGAAGAUCGCGUCUCAUCCUUCGUUUACGAAACUUAUCGAUGCUUAUAUCGAUUGCCAGAAGGUGGGAGCACCACCGGAAAUAGCGAGUUUGUUAGACGAUAUCCGCCAGGAAAAUGACGUUCGUAAACGAAACGCUACCGUUUCUACUUGCUUAGGUGUUGAUCCUGAGCUCGACGAGUUUAUGGAAACCUUUUGCCGUUUAUUGGUGAAGUAUAAAUCCGAUCUCACAAGGCCUUUUGAUGAAGCUGAGACCUUCAUCGGCAAUAUUAAAACGCAACUCCGUAAUCUCAGCAUAGAUGAAGGUGGCAUUUCAUCUGAAGAAGAAGAAGUUAGUAGAGGAGAGACCGAUAGCACACAUAUGAGCCAAGAACUGAAGGAUACGUUGUUGCGUAAAUUCGGAGGUCGUAUAAGUUCCCUAAAGCAAGAAUUUACAAAGAAGAAGAAAAGAGGGAAGCUCCCAAAGGAGGCAAGGCAAACAUUACUUGAUUGGUGGAGUUCACAUUAUAAAUGGCCUUAUCCUACUGAAGGUGAUAAGAUAUCAUUAGCGGAAACAACUGGAUUAGAUCCUAAGCAAAUCAACAACUGGUUUAUAAACCAAAGGAAGCGUCACUGGAAACCAUCAGAAAGCAUGCAGUUAGCCAUCAUGGGUGGUCUUCCUGUUCCUGAUCAAUAUAUUUAUGAUGAUUAAACUCUGCAAAUAUAUAUACAUACAUACAUAUAUCUGUUGCAUGCUUUCAUGCAUGUAUAUUCUCAACUUAACAAACUAUAUUUGUAACUAAAAUAAUUUAAUCAUUAUGAUCCAAACUACUGCCUUUAACCACGCUAAAUUAGUUGAGUUAUUUUUCUGAAA
This is a messenger RNA of Helianthus annuus (common sunflower), 1431 nucleotides long. RefSeq names its product homeobox protein knotted-1-like 6. Lineage: Eukaryota; Viridiplantae; Streptophyta; Magnoliopsida; Asterales; Asteraceae. The transcript is spliced from 5 exons. Gene Ontology annotation, molecular function: DNA-binding transcription factor activity, RNA polymerase II-specific; DNA binding. Gene Ontology annotation, cellular component: nucleus. The coding region runs from base 298 to 1269 and encodes 323 amino acids. Gene Ontology annotation, biological process: regulation of DNA-templated transcription. The record is from RefSeq and is a predicted model, not a curated record.